GGCGCGGUGAGCAAGAUCGCCGGAAGAGAGCGCGUCCCCGUCUCCAUGGAGACGCAGCGUUUGAAUUCUACACCGAGGAGCUCGAGACCAACUGCCACCGAGAGAGUGUGAGGGAGGCUAUAGGGUCAACACAACGUGUUACUUGGAAAAGACAAAUGUCUGCCUCUAGCCAGUACAGUGACUGUGACUGGUUUUACCACAUUCCUCAGAAAGCAAGCAAAGCUGACAAGAGUCAAGUGCAGCUUCCACCAACUUCCCAGAUCCCGGGUUUGAGUAAGCUUGCAGAGCCUCACAAGGAGAUCACUUUUGAGAGUCGUAAAUUAUGGAUUAAGGACACAGAUUCAGACUAUGUAAAAUUAGCCAAACAAGGAGGCAGAGCAGAUUUGCUGAAACAUUAUUCCCCUCCUCCAAGAAAGUCAUCCCCAGUUCCCUGUUCACAACCAGAGUGGUUCGUGCAUGCUCCACCAUCUUCUAAGAACAAGGAAGUUCCUAAAUGGUAUUUACCAGAAUACAUGGUUCAUGAGGAGUUCAUUCCUAGCCCUUGUGAGAAUAAGUCUGGAAAAUUACCUCAUGAUCCUGAUAAGACUGCAUUGGAGAAGAAUACAGAAGACAAUGAGAAGGAAAAUAAAAUAAAGCUGAAGUUGCCAGAAAUUAGAGACAAAAAGCAAAAAGAGAAAGCAAAUACGAAGAAGACAGUGCAAGAGGACAACUUGGAAAAUAAAUUUCCGGCCAUGCCUUUACCAAAAAAGAAUGAACCUAUAAACUUCACAAAAUUAAUUAUGAAUGGGUAUGCUGAGGACUACAUUCAGCAGCGAAAGGACUUCAACAAGAAGAUAUCAUCAAACAUAAAGGUUAAGCAACCUGGAGAUCUGGUUCCUCUUGACGAGUUCCAGAAGUUAGAAAAAAAAGAACUUCUUAGAAAUACAAAGUCACGAGGAAAGAAAGCUAUCUCUACUAAAGUGAAUCAAAAUGUAACCUUCAGAGACCCUGUGAAAGAUUCCGAGGCUAAAACAUUAAUUCUGAACAAAUUUAGAGACAUGCCAGCUUGAAUUGACACCAGCAGACAAGAUGUGAAACCUUGCACAUCAAGCAGAUAUUAAUCAUUACAGGACAAAAUAAAUCAUUCGUAUUAAAAGUGGACAGCUGCAACAAAACAGUGACGAGCUAUCAGCUCUAAGAAUGAAAUGUAAUUAUUUAUAUAAUGAUUAAUAUUUAUUCCUUCCAUUAUAACAACUUAAUUUGAAUUGCUUUAAUACCAGAAGAGACAACUUAAUUGUUAUUGAAUGGGCCUUUGUUAAUUCAGCUAUGUUUACAAUUAAACACCAUUGAGCUAUAAUGUGUAAAAGAUUGAUUUGAGUACUAAAUAUCAGUGACUAGUUACACAGGAAGAAAGAAUCACUGAGGACCAUAGUGUCCUUCACAAUUCAGCUGAUUAGACAUAUUAGAAUCUAUUGUAUUUCAAUGAAAAGUUCUUUAAAAUCAAUGAAAGCUUGAGGUUAAUAUUCCUUUUAUAUUAAAAGACGAAUUUCAAACAUUGGUGUGCAUGCAAUUGUUCAAUGAUUUAACAGCUGUGGUACAUACACUCUUAUGCUCUUUUUCUGCUGAACUAUUUACAAACUACUAGAUCAUACUUUACACAAAAACAAUGACUGUUCUAGAGACCAAGCUAAUGCUCAAAUUUUAAAAAGUAUAUAGCAGAACAGUUAAACAUCUUCAGCACACACUUUUCCUUCAGUUACGUAAUUCCUCAUGCAACACACAAUAUCAUACCAUAUUAAAACUAUUUGCCAACAAGUGGACAGAAAAGCAUAUUCUGGACUGUCCUUAUACAAUCCCUAUAUUGCUUCCUAACCAUAUUGAUUAAAACAUCAGGCAAGGAAAAUAUCCAUUAUUAUUUUUCUAUGUAACCUCACUUUUUAAAAUAGCUGCUUUUAUAAAUUGAAGACCCCUCAUGCUACAUUUACAUGUUGUCAACCACCCUCAAUCUAAGAUGUUGAUAGUUUUGCGGUUAUAUGUCACCUAGUACAUUUGAUUCAUAUAUAUGAAGACAUCAUUCAUGUAGCAUGUAACAUACAAUAUAUGCUGUACUAAUUUUGCUAACUAUUACAAAUGGAGAAAUAUAAGAUACUCUGUACUAUUCCAGUUAUUGUGACAGAGUCCUGAAGUUAUAAAAACAUUUACAAUUCUGUAUUUAGAACUGUUGCAUAAUA
This is a messenger RNA of Chiloscyllium plagiosum (whitespotted bambooshark), 2210 nucleotides long. RefSeq lists its product as uncharacterized. The record is from RefSeq and is a predicted model, not a curated record. Lineage: Eukaryota; Metazoa; Chordata; Chondrichthyes; Orectolobiformes; Hemiscylliidae.